GAAAUUUUCUGGUUCUCUUUGUUUAUUCGUCAACCAAUCGGUUAGCGGCAAUUUGAAAUCGCUUUUCAAACAUAUUUGUUCGUUUUACAUAUCUAAUCGAAUUUUAAAUAUUGUGUUUUAUUAAUGAAAUGUCUCAUCUUAACUUGGAAAAAGAAUUAAUGUCAUCUUUAAAAAUGGAUACUAAAGGACCCCUGCCUAAAUGGCAAAGAAAAAAAUUAGAAAAUUCAACUUCAAGUGUUAAUAAUUCACUUAACCUAUCAAGUAAUUCUGUUGCUGCAGGAAGUAACAAAACUCCAUCAAAUUCUCCAGCAAGAUCUAAAUCUCCUUCUAGAAAUAAAACUCCCAAUCAAGGUGAUCGUUUUAUUCCUAAUCGUAGUGGAAUGCAGUUUGAAAUUAGUCAUUAUAAACUCAUGCAGGAGAAUAAAAAUGACCAUGAGAAUUUGAGCCCAAAUAGUCAAGAAUAUAAACGUAUUAUGAAUGAAAAUUUAAAUGGAGAUAUGUCAAAUUUUAAAAUACUCUCUUAUCAAAAGAAAGCACAGAUUCCAGAAGGUUAUAACAGUGAUAUGAAAGUAAUUUAUAGUGCCAGUAAAGUGUCAACUGUAAAGAAAGGAACCCGUUUUAUACCACAUAUUCCAGAAAGAAUAUUAGAUGCUCCAGAAAUAGUAGAUGAUUAUUAUUUAAAUUUAUUAGACUGGAGUGCAAAUAAUAUUUUAGCAGUAGCCCUAGCUGGUCAUGUCUAUUUAUGGAAUGCUGGAACUGGUGAAAUAGAACAACUUAUGGAAUUAGAUGAAGCAACCGAAAUUAUAUGUUCUGUUUCUUGGGUAAAGGAAGGAACUCACUUAGCAAUUGGAACUAGUUUAGCUGAAGUUCAAUUAUGGGAUGUUGAAAAAUUAAAAAGGCUUAGGGUCAUGAGAGGUCACACUGCAAGAAUUGGAUCACUAUCAUGGAAUUCUUACAUUUUAUCAAGUGGAUCUAGAAGUGGAUUUAUACAUCAUCAUGAUGUUCGUAUUGCUCAGCAUCAUGUUGGCACAUUACAUGGUCAUAAUCAAGAAGUAUGUGGAUUGGAAUGGUCUCCUGAUGGUCAAUUUCUUGCAAGUGGAGGUAAUGACAAUGUGUUAAACAUAUGGUCUUCAGCCAUUAACCAUAACCAUGAUGAAAAUCAUCCAUUUCAUUCAUUUUCACAACAUCAAGCUGCUGUUAAGGCUUUAGCAUGGUGCCCGUGGCAACCAAAAAUAUUAGCUAGUGGUGGAGGAACAGCUGAUCGAACAAUUAAAAUUUGGAAUUGUAAUUUAGGAACUUGUUUGAAUUCAGUCGACACCAAAUCUCAGGUUUGUGGACUUUUAUGGUCUAAAGAUUAUAAAGAAUUAAUAUCGGCACAUGGAUUUGCAAAUUAUGAGUUAAUUAUUUGGAAAUAUCCAACAAUGACAAGAGUUGCAGAACUUACAGGUCACACAGCAAGAAUAUUAAAUUUAGCAAUGAGUCCCGAUGGUAGUACUGUUAUAUCAGCUGGAGCAGAUGAAACUCUUCGUCUUUGGAAAUGUUUUGCCACAGACACUGAUAAAAAGAAAAAGGAGAUAAAAAAUAAAACUGCUAAUAGUGCAUUGCGUCUUGCAUUUAGUAUGAGAUAAUGUAAAUUAAUGAACCUCUGCAUCUUGCAAUCACUGCAUGUUUUUAAUCUGUAUUCAUGUUUUCAAUUCUUAAUCAUAGAAUAACUUUUAUAAAAAGCAAACACUAUUUUUAAAAUUGACUGUAGUACUAAAAUAAAAAUUGUGUAUUUAUUUAUAGAUGUGUAUAAAUUAAUUGCUGCAUUGUAAA
This is a messenger RNA of Centruroides sculpturatus (bark scorpion), 1815 nucleotides long. RefSeq names its product cell division cycle protein 20 homolog (gene fzy). The transcript has 10 exons. Gene Ontology annotation, molecular function: ubiquitin ligase activator activity; anaphase-promoting complex binding; protein binding. Gene Ontology annotation, biological process: positive regulation of anaphase-promoting complex-dependent catabolic process; anaphase-promoting complex-dependent catabolic process; positive regulation of ubiquitin protein ligase activity. The record is from RefSeq and is a predicted model, not a curated record. The coding region runs from base 129 to 1628 and encodes 499 amino acids. NCBI's taxonomy places the organism in Eukaryota, Metazoa, Arthropoda, Arachnida, Scorpiones, Buthidae. Gene Ontology annotation, cellular component: anaphase-promoting complex.